CUUUUGCGCAUGCGCUCCUAAUGUAACAAGAUGGCGGAGAGUGCGGAACUGAAGCAAAUGGUAAUGAGCCUUCGAGUUUCGGAGCUCCAAGUGUUAUUGGGGUAUGCAGGACGCAAUAAGCACGGGCGCAAACAUGAACUAUUGACCAAAGCCCUCCAUCUACUCAAGGCUGGAUGCAGUCCCGCUGUGCAGAUGAAGAUCAAAGAGCUCUACAGACGGCGCUUCCCAACCAAAAUGGUUUCGCCAGUGGACCUGGCUCUGCCUGGUGUUCAUUCUGCUUCUGGCCUGCCUGCUAGCCUUGCCCAGCUGGGAUUUGACAGCCACGGUUCCCCAUCGCCUCUGCUGCCUGUGUCGUUACUCGGGCCUAAGCACGAGCUGAGCCUGCCUCACCUCCCCUCUGCCCUGCACCCUGUCCACCCUGAUGUCAAGCUUCAGAGAUUGCCAUUCUACGAUGUGCUGGAUGAGCUCAUUAAGCCAACCAGUCUGGCCUCAGACAACAGUCAGCGGUUCCAGGAAGCAUGUUAUGCCUUUGCAUUAACACCACAACAAGUUCAACAGAUCAGUAGCUCCAUGGACAUAUCUGGGACCAAAUGUGACUUUGCUGUUCAAGUACAGUUAAGAUUUUGUUUAUCAGAGACGAGCUGUCCCCAGGAAGAUCACUUCCCUCCAAAUUUAUGUGUAAAGGUGAACGGCAAACCCUGUAAUCUCCCGGGAUAUCUUCCUCCAACCAAAAAUGGAGUUGAACCAAAAAGGCCCAGUCGUCCCAUCAACAUAACUUCACUAGUUCGACUUUCCACCACGGUCCCCAACACGAUUGUGGUGUCAUGGACUUCAGAAAUUGGGAGGAGUUUUUCCAUGGCUGUGUAUUUGGUAAGACAGCAGUCAUCUGCGGUGUUAUUGCAAAGAUUACGCGCAAAAGGAAUCAGAAACCCAGACCACUCAAGAGCUCUGAUCAAAGAGAAAUUAACAGCUGAUCCAGAGAGUGAGAUCGCCACCACCAGUCUACGAGUCUCUCUUCUUUGUCCUCUCGGGAAGAUGAGGCUUACAAUCCCUUGCAGAUCAAUGACCUGCUCUCACCUCCAGUGCUUCGAUGCUACCCUUUAUAUCCAAAUGAAUGAGAAGAAACCGACUUGGGUGUGUCCAGUGUGUGACAAGAAGGCACCGUAUGAGCACCUCAUUAUUGACGGUUUAUUCAUGGAAAUCUUGAGUAGCUGCUCUGAUUGUGAUGAAAUCCAGUUCAAAGAAGAUGGAACAUGGGCACCUAUGAGGUCAAAGAAAGAGGUGCAGGAGGUGUCCGCGUCCUACAAUGGUGUAGACAGCAAUAUGUCUCGAACAGAAGCUCAUGAACCAAAAAGGGGAUCGACUGACAAUGGCAAGAAAGUUGACGUGAUCGAUCUGACUCUGGAUAGCUCUUCAGAGGACGAGCUCGAUGAUGAGCCUCCACCUAAAAGGGCUUGUCCUUCAAUGUCACCAGUCUCUCCGCCUCCUAACAAAGGAGUACUGAACCUACACAGCCAGGCCUCACCUGUGACCAGAGCUCCCAGCAUGCCCCCUGUGGAGACCAGUUACAUUCCUCCUCCUCCACCUCUCAUCCAGGACUACCGCCACUACUAUCACUCGAACAGUGACCUGCCAGAUCUGAAUUUCUUCUCCUUCCUCCAAGGUGACAAUCAUCAGCAUUAUAACAUGGUGAUGGCUGCUGCCGCAGCUGCAUCGGCCUCAGAGGACCCCGACCUCCUCCGUUUCCUCCCGUAUGGCUCAUCUCAGAUGUUGCGGGAGCAGCCGGGCACCCCUGGGAGCAGUGCGCUUGCGGCCACCAACGGAGGCAGUAACAGUGGUAGCACCAGUAGUUUGGUGUCUUCCAGCAGUCUGCGGGAUCGGGACAAAGACAGAGACAGCCACUCCAUCACAGGACUGUCAAGGUCCUCGGUGGAAGCUGCAGCAGCGGCCAUUUAUGGCUCCAUGUCUGACAUUAUCUCUCUUGACUAGACCCACACAGAACUGAGAGGCAAGAGAGACUAGAGCACAGGAGCUCUUUGUAAAUAAGGAAGAGGAAGAAGAAAGAAUACAGUGCUAUGUACAGAGAGGAAAAUCUAUUUUCAAUUUUACUUAUCAUAUGUAUAUAAACUUAGGACGCUUCUUGUCCGGUGAGUUACUUCAGUUGAUAUUUUUCUGUGAAUACUGAAGACUUUUUCACACCUCUUCAUGUGGUCCUUUGAUUAUAUUGUACCUUUUGUACCUGGUUUUUACAGUUUUGUUUGAUAUUCCAUGUCAACGGCAUUAUUUCAGUAAAAUGUUAUGUGCACACAACCCAAUGAGGUGACACCUUAUGGAAAAUUAUCUUUAGUAUAUAAAGAAAAUGGGCAUUUUAAAAUUAACUUAUACAAAAGGUGAGACACAGCAAAACAGGAACCCAUGGCACCGUUUUGGUCAAAUGUUUUGACAGCAGAAAGAUCUGGUGAUUGUUGCCAUCACUGUAGAUUUUUCUGUACGACAUUCAUGCUGUGGUCAUAUUAUUUUUAAGAAAUUAUUUAUGAUAUAAGUUAUGUUGGAUGUAUGCUGUUUUUUUAAGAAGCAUUCCUUUUGCCUCUAGGAACUGUUGCCACUAGAAAUGCAAGAAAGCAAACGCUAGAUCCUUCUGUUGUCAUAACUUUGCACUCUUAAAGCUUUUUUUCAGUCAAGUCAAAUCAAAUAUUAAGAAUAAUAUACUGUUCAGAAUCCACCUGAAAAUACAUAUGAAUUAGAAGUCUAUCAGUAUUGUAAAUCCAGGCUUUUUAGUGUGUGAAUGAAUGGUAUUAGCCUGCAAGCAGUCUCAUGUUGUCACAAUACUAUUGGACCUUAAAUGCACAUCUAACAUUUGCAAAAUAGUGUGAUUUUCUUUUAACUACAUGUGUUUUAUUUUUAAUGUAACACUUUGGGGAAAUACAGACAGAAAAAUCCACAACAAGGCUAGUUUCUGGUCCACUUUAGGUAAAUCUUAAACUGAAAGGCUUAAAAACUGUUAAAUGGGUGUUACAGGUGGAUUUAUAACAUUUCAUCAUGUCUAUUUGUUUGAUUUAGCACUUGCUGUUUAACAUUAAGGCUGUGUGCAGCAGUGAAACGUUCGCAGUUGCAGUAAACACUUUGAGUAGUUUUCAGCCUUGCAUGUCUGCAAAUGACCUGAAAGCUCUUUAUUUAAGUGCUACGCUGUUUUUAGUGAGUCUACGGGGCGAGUAGCUUUUAUUUAAAGUGUAUUUUCAACAGCCUGUUAGUGAACUGUGAUAGCUUCAUCUUUGAGUGUAUCACAAAACUCAUUUUGACCCAGAAGUUGAAACUAUUGAAGUAAUUAUGGACACCUCCCUUCCCCUUAUUUUUCUUGACUUGUGCUUACAAUUAGGAUUAUUUAUUAUCAUAUAUAUUUUCAGCAUUUGUUUGAUUUGUGGAUAUGCAUUGCUGUCAUUGUAUGUGAUAUUUCUUUUGUAAUUAUAUAAUUAAUGCUAUUUAAGGAUGUCAUUGUUGCUUGACAUGCAUUGUAACAUUUUCUGUUUCUCUGUCUGUUUUACUAUCAGAUGAUGUCAAUUACUCAAGAGAGGCUUUGAUCAUUUUGAACCGCUUCAAGGUCUACUGUGCUGUUUGAUAUUUGUAAGAA
Molecule: messenger RNA, 3628 nt
Organism: Cheilinus undulatus (humphead wrasse)
Lineage: Eukaryota; Metazoa; Chordata; Actinopteri; Labriformes; Labridae
Gene: pias1b
Product: protein inhibitor of activated STAT, 1b
Exons: 14
Coding region: 31-1989 (652 amino acids)
Biological process (GO): regulation of transcription by RNA polymerase II; protein sumoylation
Molecular function (GO): zinc ion binding; transcription coregulator activity; SUMO ligase activity
Source: RefSeq, a predicted model, not a curated record